Messenger RNA from Rodentolepis nana, 2085 nucleotides. The record is from the annotation of a GenBank genome assembly. Lineage: Eukaryota; Metazoa; Platyhelminthes; Cestoda; Cyclophyllidea; Hymenolepididae.
AUGGAGAAGGAAUAUUUACUCAAAGACCUAAGACCUAAUAUGAAGUUUAUAAAUGCAAAUGUUAUUGUUAUCGACAUUGAUAAAAUCAUACAAACCAAGGAGGGCAGCAUGGUUCGUACAGUAAAAGUAGCUGAUCAUACCGGUUGCAUAAAUAUGUCUGUUUGGAAUAUAUUUGCACGGCUUAUUUCUGUUGGUGAUAUUUUAAAAGUUUCCCGAGCGAAUACAUCUGUUCGAAACGGAUCGCUCACUCUUAAUGUAGGGCGGAAUGGGGAAGUGGUUAAGACAGGGGAAUUUACCAUGGUUUUCAGCGAUGCUAUUGAUUUUAGCGCAAAAACCGAUCAAUGGGAGAAGACUUUUACUAAAUCGAAGCUAUUUAAGAAGCCGAAAUUACCCAAAAAACGAAAAUCACACCCUCCACCUAAAGAGUUACCCGACUUGGUUGAUUGCUUAACUACCGGCGAUAACUCUGAGCCAGAUUCUGGACUUCUAUCUGAUUUGACUAAACGAAUGAUAGAAUCGAACCUUGAUCGCGACGAUGCUUUGCGAAUUAUCUUUCAACAAAUUCAACGACCGCGUGCACAAAUUCGUUUAAGCGUUAUUAAGCUUGUCAAAUAUUUGUCAUCUCAGCCGAAGCUCUCGCUGAUGGUUCGGGAAUCGAUUUUAUUGCAAUUACAGGAUAUAUUUCCUUUCUGCGUUCCUUGUUCGAGUUCUGAUAAACCUUUACCGCCGCCAGAGCAAGCUGCAAAUGAACUUCAACGAGAAAUGUUGGAUUUACUCCUUUGCUGGGAGCGUGAUGAAAGUAUUUUGAAGAGUCUCACGUCUCAAUCAAGAGGCCAGCUAACGUCUCUUCUGCGAUAUCUAAGAUCUCCUCUUAAGCAAGGUGAGGGAAACGCUCGUUUAAAAUCUGCGGCUCGUUUACUUGAGCUUUUGGAACAAGAAAAUGCCCAAAGGCGACGAAAUGCCUUAGCUGCUGAUGCUAUAAUUCGUCGAAGUGUAAUGGAGGCAAGAGAUGCAUUUCGAGAAAACCGGGAUGUAAUUGAAGAGAAUUUGAAAGCUUUUGAAGGUGUUAUGAAACUCCUUAUUCCAGAUAUAUUCGAGGUGGUUUCUGAAGAACCCUCCUCGUCUAUCAGUCCAAGUGAUUUUCGAGAACAUGGAAUGCACGAUUCGGGUGAAGUGAAUAUUUCUCUCUCUUUAAAUAUUGUCAAUUCUGGGGCGAAUGGAGAUUUUCUAAUUCCGGAGGUUCGAGUAACUUUAAAUGAGGACAAUCGAUUGCUACGGGAGACUGGUAUUGGAUGUUUAACUAUGGCUCAAGAUCAGCAUCGACCUAUUCUCGACAAGUUUCUAGAGUUGUCGAGAAUAUUUGAGUCCAACCCAGAGCUAUCUUCAAUCUUAGCUGAUGAUAGGUCUGAAGUGAAGUCCGUUCUGAACCGCCUUGAUCGAGCUUUAAGUCGAUUCUCAGCCAUCCGUUUUAUGGAAGAAGGCAAGGACGCGGACUCGUUUUCUGAUGCAGAUUCGAAUGAAGAAGAUGACUUUGUUGAAGUGCCUCCACCUCCUACUGAGAGCUUUUCUUCCACUUCUAAUCCUGAUUCUGGUGAAGUGAUGAAUGAAGAACGUGACAGACAUCUUUCCAAACCCUUGCUCCUUCUGACUGACAAGUUGCCAUGGGAAAUGGAUGGACAUCCUUCAUCUUCCAACUCGAAAUAUCUUCAACCUUCAUCAUCUGCUCGAUAUGGGAGUGCUAAUACAGAGACUUCUGUUGUUUCUAAGCAAAGACGACGUGAACCCCCUGAGGAAAGCAUAAUCCUUCCCCCCGAAGAUCCCAAGGCCUUAAUAUGGAAAGCGAAUGAAUCUCUCCACAGAUUCUGGAAGCCAUUCGAUACGUCUGAAUUUGAGGUUCCUCAGCUUGAACUUGAAGAGGACGCUAUUUCUUUUCUUCCCUCGACGUCUAAAUCCGACCCGAGGAGGGCAUUUGAAGGUGCUAAAAUACCUGCCGAACGAGAUGGUGAUGAACGUCAAUUCUCCGACAAGGCAACCGAUGAUCACCAUUCGACUCCGUCCAAGAAAUUCAAGUCUUCGUCAAGUUAG